This is a messenger RNA of Heterostelium album PN500, 2820 nucleotides long. Its product is annotated as CWC22 family protein. Gene Ontology annotation, cellular component: nucleolus. NCBI's taxonomy places the organism in Eukaryota, Evosea, Eumycetozoa, Acytosteliales, Acytosteliaceae. The coding region runs from base 1 to 2820 and encodes 939 amino acids. Gene Ontology annotation, biological process: ribosomal small subunit biogenesis. The transcript has 4 exons. Gene Ontology annotation, molecular function: protein binding; RNA binding. The record is from RefSeq and is a predicted model, not a curated record.
AUGAAACCUAAAUCAUUUUCAAAAUUUAAUAACAAUAAUAAUAAAAAUAAUAAUAAUCAUAGUUUACAAUUACCAAGAUCACUUACCAAUGAGAUAAAUGCUAAUAACAGUAGUGAAAACGAUUCAUAUGAAGAUCAAAAUCAUUAUAGUAUAAAGAAAGGAAAGAGUAGAAAACAAGAGAGACAAAAAAAGAAAGAUGAAAAGAAAAAGAGAAGACAACAUUAUCAUCAGGUCAGAGAGGAACGUUUGAUGAAUCCCGAGAAACUAAAGAGAAUAAAACAAGAGAAGGAAGAUCGUAUCAAACAGGAGAGAGCUGACAAACAACGCGAGAAGGAGCUGAGAGAGGAGAAGCGUAACAGAAGAGAGGAGAAGAGAAAUCAACAAAAUCAAGCGAGCAUUGCAAAACUAUCGGAUGCAGAGAAGAAGCGUAUCUUUUUGAAAUCGAUCGGUGGUAAAGAGAGUGACUUGCUCACCGGUGAAGACAGAGAGAUUAGCUACUUGGAAUCAAAACUUGGUUUGAAGAAGAAGAAGAAAGAGUUACCUUCGUCAUUCAAAGAGGAUGGUUUGGAUGUCUUAUUCAAACCUGUUAAUAAGAAGAGACAAUCUGAUGAUGAUGAUGACGACGAUAAUGAGAAUGAAGAAGAAGAUGACGAUGCCGUUGAGGAAGAAGAUCAAUACGGUGUUUCAAACUCUGAUAAACUCAUGGAUGAAUUGGAAGAUGCAUUGGAUGGUAUCGGUGCUGAUCCAGGUUCAGAUGAAGAUGAUGAAUUCGAUACAGAUCCAGAGGAUCAAGUUGAAAUGUUAGAUGAUAUAGAGUUAGAUGAAGAUGAGGAAGAGGAAGAAGAAGAUGAAGAAGAAGAAGAUGAAGAUGUAGAUAUGUUGGAUGGGGAUGAAGAUGACCAAGAGUUUGAUCUUGAUGAUGAAGAUGAAGAGGAUGUUGAUGAAGAAGAAGAAGAAGAAGAGGAAGAAGAAGAUAUACAAUUAACAAAAAAGACAAAAGAGAAGAAGGUUGAAACAAAGGAAGAUAUCUAUGGUAGAAUUGUAAAUGCAAAGACAGGAGAGAUCAUUAAAGAUAAUAAGGGUGUUGGUAGUGAAGGUUUAGGAAAGUAUGUACCACCACAUCUUAGAAAUUUGACACAAGAUACCAACAACAACAACAAGUCAUCGACAUCAGCAACAACAUCGACAACACCGACAAUCCAACUUAGUCAAGAUGAUUUGAACCUAAAGAGAAAGUUAAAUGGUCUGUUCAAUAGAUUGGCAACCAACAACUUUCAUUCAAUCUAUCAUGAUAUUGUACAGUUAUUCAAUGAGAAACCAAGAAAUAUUUUAAAGCAUUUAAUUACAGAGUUAUUAUUAAAUAAUUGUAUAUCGAGUGAACAGGUUAUACAUUCAAUUAUUCAUGCCAAUACUGCAUUGAUUGCAGCUAUUCAUUGUGGAAUCGGUACUGAUAUCGGUGGUUAUUUCAUUGAGGAGCUAUAUAAGAAAUAUCAAGAUGCUUAUUCUUCUUCAAAGUCAAUUAAUGUUACUUCAAAUUUAUUAUUAAUUAUUAUUCAUCUUUAUAAUUUCCAAGUAUUGGGUAGUGUCAUCAUUGUUGAUUUAGCAAAGGUUUUUAUAGAAUCGUUCAGUGAAGAUGAUAUUCAAUUAUUAUUAUUAUUAAUACAAAAUGGUGGAUAUCAAUUAAGAGGUGAAGAUCCAACUGCUUUGAAAGAUAUCAUUUUGUUGGUUCAAAAGAGACAAGCUGACGUCAAGAAGGAACAAACCAAUGAAAGUGUUGUUACAAAGCUGAGUUUUAUGAUGGAGACAAUCACCAAUCUAAAGAACAACAAAGUAAAGAAUACAAAGUUGAUAGAGACCGUUGCAACCCUGAAGAAAGCAAUCAGAUCACUUCUAAAGUCAACAGAGACAUCGAUGUCAUCCAACACUUUGCGAAUUUCAUUGAAGGAUCUCUCUUCGAUUGACUCUGCCGGUAGAUGGUGGUUAGUCGGUUCAUCGUGGGCCGGUCGUGUAGAUAAAGACGGAGUCAUUAACUUUGGAAACGGUGGAAAUAGCGGUGGUAGCGGUCAACCAAUGAGUCAAUCGGCGGUGAUUGCUCAAGCCAACGCUGGUUUCACCGACGAGUUGAUGCAGUCUGCCAUUGCCAACAGAAUGAGUACACCGCUCCAAAAGACAUUGUUCUGCACUAUCAUGUCGGCCGACGACUUUAUCGAUGCCUUUGAGAGAAUCAUGCAGUUGCAACUCAAGGACAAACAGGACCGUGAAGUAAUCAACAUCAUCUUGCACUGCUGCUUGAAAGAGAAGAAGUUCAAUCCAUACUAUUUCCACUUGAUUCAAAGACUUACUUCACACGACGAAAACAUUAGAUUCACUCUGCAGUAUGCUCUCUGGGACCGUCUGAAGGACAUUGCCAGCAGCCAAGUAUCAUCGCUCAUGGUGCUUGCCAACUUGAUGUCAAAGUUGAUUGAAACUCAUAUAUUCUCGUUGACAUUGUUGCGUGUGAUCAGCUUGGAGCGUUUGGAUCCCAAAUCGAUUGUAUUCUACCGUUUGUUGUUCACCUACCUCCUGACACUUUCAUCGGAGCGUGAAACCGUCGAGAUCUUUGAACGACUCUCUCUGAUUCAAGACGAGAACCGUAGAUCCAAAAAGAAAGAUGAUCAAGUACAAAACAUAGAGACUCUCAAGAAAGGUAUUGCCGUAUUCUUUUUGCAUGGACUCAUAUCACCAAACACUGAAAACACAGAACAAGUUCAACUUUUAAAACAAAGAGUUAAAAUGGUUAAGCCACUCUUGAAAUCAGAUAUCAACUUAAAUUUCCUAUAA